This is a messenger RNA of Cicer arietinum (chickpea), 1056 nucleotides long. RefSeq lists its product as uncharacterized. NCBI's taxonomy places the organism in Eukaryota, Viridiplantae, Streptophyta, Magnoliopsida, Fabales, Fabaceae. Gene Ontology annotation, molecular function: protein folding chaperone; ribosome binding; peptidyl-prolyl cis-trans isomerase activity. Gene Ontology annotation, biological process: protein transport; 'de novo' cotranslational protein folding; protein unfolding. The record is from RefSeq and is a predicted model, not a curated record.
AUAAUUGGAUUAUUGUAUGAUUUUAUUUAUCUGAUUUCUUUAGAGUUAGGUUUGUUGUUCUAACAGUUAUGUUUAUCUUACUGGGUGAUGUAAAUCAAUUUUUAUCUUAAAAAAGGGAAAACAAAAUAUCAUAUAUUCAUACAGAUUCAAUUGCACAAAUCAAAAUUGAAAUAAAGAAUGCACACAUUAUCUCAAACCUUCACCUUAAAUUUAACUCCACAGAUUAUCAGAUGCAGGCAGAGAGUUGACGAAUUAGUUUCAAGUAGCUUGAAUUGUGGACAUUUUUGUCUUUCAUUGAACCUUAGAUAUGGUGGAAGAAUCAUUUUGAAAAGGGAACAAAGUAAAUGUCUUCCUACUGCUUCUGUAUUAUCAGAUUCCCAAAUUUCUUCUACUCAUUUUGAGGAGUUCUCUGUCUCUACUGCUGACACCAAUAAUGUUAGAGAACUUAAGAUAAGCAUAGAGGUAUCUGGAAACAGAACACAGAGGACCUUUGAUGAUGUGUUUCAGAAAAUGGUUAAAGCUGCACAACCGAUUCCAGGAUUUCGUAGAGUAAAAGGAGGAAAAACGCCAGAUAUACCAAAAGACAUUUUAUUAGAGGUGCUUGGACCUUCCAAUGUUUUUAAGCCAGUUAUCAAGGAAAUAAUCAACUCAACUGUAGCUGAGUAUGUGGAGAAGGAGAGUUUGAAAGUCAGCAAUGACUUGAGAGUCGAACAAAACUUUGACGAUCUUGAAACUACAUUUGAGGCAGGAGAAAAGUUUAACUUCGAUGCUGUACUUCAGCUUCAAAAGUAGAAUUAACAUGCAUUUAUUUGUUAGAAUCUUAUUCUGAGUUUUCACCGGUUGAAUGAGUAAAUAUUUGAUGCCAUCUAAAACAUUGUUUCCACUAAUGCAUGGGAAAAUUUAGGACCUCCCUUUCCUGAUUCAUGCUGUUGGAAAUCAUGGUUAACAUUGAUUGUGUUUGAUAAAUAGGCACAUAAGGAUUGGAUAACUUAUUAUAUUAAGCUUCAUUAACUAUGAUUUCGAUUACUCAAGAUUGAGCAAUUCAUUAACUAUUUA